Molecule: messenger RNA, 369 nt
Organism: Protopolystoma xenopodis
Lineage: Eukaryota; Metazoa; Platyhelminthes; Monogenea; Polystomatidea; Polystomatidae
Source: the annotation of a GenBank genome assembly
AUGAGUCCCAGCUCUGAUGAUGUUCGUCACACGACGAACAAAAGCUCAGCCCAUCUUCAUUCGAAAAGUUGGAGGAUGUCAUGUGGAUUGCAUCAACCUGAACAUCGUAUUGAGGCUAAACGACUACAGGGCAACACGAAUCAGCCGUCGCCUUCUGACUCCUCACCAGUCUCAGCUGCCGAGGAACAGACGCUCGACCAAAAGAAAUCAACACAAACGACUGCUUCAUACCUCUGCUGGCGAGUGACUGGUGUGUGUGUUUGUGUGCGUAAGCAUACUUCUGAUAUUCGCUUUGCCUUAAUUGUUAUCCAUCCUUCCUGCUGUGAUGCUGCCUGCAACAGUUGGCCUGAUCCCCCCAGUGGUUUCUAA